AGACAAGAAAACAAAAAAAAAAAAAAAAAAAAGAAGAACAAAGACCGCAUCGAGCACAAUACCCAAAAUGUGCCGAUACUCGAUUAUUGGCGUAUUGAUAUUGCUCUUGGGGCACAUCAGCGCGAGUCUGGCUUCAUACGAAGACUUGGAUUCCAACGAGGUCUCUGAUGCAUCCUCGUCACCGGCAAGCGCUUCUUAUGAAGCCAAAGAAUACGAAGACGAGUACAAAGCGGCGCCGAUGUAUCGAAGGACCGUCGACUACUCGGGCGAGGAUGGAGUCCCGUUCGUUCUGCCCCAGGUGGACGACACGGUGGCGUAUUGGGAAUCCAUUUACGGAACUGACGACGUCCCGGAAUUCGAGGAGCCACCGCUGAUCGAGGGCGAGACGAUUUUCAUGGACCUGGACGACCUGGUGGAAGACGAAGUCCCGGAAACGAUCCAAGCGAAGAGACACGCUUCACUACCGAUAGAGCAUGGAGAAGAUUCCGAAGAAUCGCGACCCUCCGGGGACGCCAACUAUCAGACUCCAAUGGCGACCACUAACUGGCCGGAAUUUUACGAUGCAGAGUCACUGGGGAACUCUGAAAGUUCAACGGCGCUCAAUAGCGAUAAAGACGGGCAGGUUUAUGGGUCUGAAGAUUCUACGAGUGCAGUUUUUUUGUCGAGUUUUAAUCACAGUGUGAAAAGCACCCAGCGAUCGGAGUCGAGGAGUGCGGUUGGUAUGAGGGCUUCACUUGACAUUGAUGGUGAAAUGGAAAGUACGUUGGAGUCUCCGGAGAUGGUUCGCGCUCCCAUGGAAGCCAGAUCGAUCAAAUCGAACGGGCAAAUUGAAGCGUUGGGAAAUUCUAAGCUGAAGAUCAUUCAGGCGAAGAAGGACCUUGUGAGUUUAGCUGCCUCCGGCGCCAGUGAGGCCGAAAUCGCUGAAGCUGCGCAGAAGACAUUCGAGGCUAAGCAGGACCUCGUUGACUCGGUAAUAUUGUCGAAGGUCAGCGCGGUGCAGAGCAAAAAAGCAUUAGUUGAUUCUCUCGCGACAGGGGUUCAUCGUCAACGAACAUGUUGUUCGACUAAAACCAGAUCGCAGAGCAGGACCAGACACUCGUCUAAAUCGGUUUCAAACUCUAAGCGUAAAGUAAUUAAGGCGAAAAAAGAUUUUAUUCAAACAGCUGUCGGUGGGGGAAGCCAAGUGGAAUUGAAUGAUGCGUUAAUUGAAACACUCGAGGCGAAAAAAGAUCUGCUCGAUUCGAUAAUAUCCUCGCGAACAGAAAAUGUGGAAGGUGACGAACAAGAAUUUGGUUCCGCGAUCAAGGAUUUCGGAUUGGGCAGUUUUUUGAUGGAAAAUAAUCAGGGAAUUAGUCAAAUUACUAGUAAUGUCGACUUCCAGGGAUCACUUCAGUCCAUUCUAGACUUAAAACUAAAAGUACUUCAGGCGAAACGGGACUUGAUUCGCACAAUGGCUGAGAGAGGUAGUCAAGAGGAAAUAAAUGAUGCGUUAAUCAAAACACUCGAGGCGAAAAAAAACCUUCUGGAUUCAGUGGUGUCCAUUGGAGCACAGACUGUUAACAAUGGAGUAAUAGUUUCAACCCUGUUGGACAUUGGAUUGGACAGUUUGCUGAACGAAGAUGACCAAGUAAUUAGUCUAGUUGCUACCAAACUCCUAUCUCCUGUCGCACUUCAAACAUUUUUCGAAUUGACGCAGAUACUAAUUGAAGCAAAAGGGAACUUGAUCCAAAUAGCUGCUGCAAGAGGUAGUAAAUCGGAAUUAAUUGAAGCACUUGUCAAGACGCUAGCUGCCAAAAAAGAUCUUCUCAAUUCAAUAAUACCCGCUGGAUCGGUGAACCUCGACAAUGACACAGAAUCAGUUUCUCCUAGGAUUGAUCUUGUAUUAGCCACUAUUUUGAAUAGUGAUCCUCUACAAAAUAGUCAAAUUUCUGGAGAUCUUCGGUCAAUUUUAGAUUCGAAAAAAAAAUUGAUUCAGGCAAAGGGGAAUUUGAUUAAAACAGCUCUGGCAAGAGGAAAUCAAUCGGAGUUGAACAAUGCGUUUUUGGAAAUACUCGAAGCGAAAAGAGACCUCCUGAACUCGGUGGUGGCUAUCGCAGCAGAUUCUGUUGACAACGGAGAGACGGUUUCCGCUGUGUUGGACAUUGGACUUGACAGUUUAUUGAACGAAGACGACCAAGUAAUUAGUCAAGUUACUGCCGAUUUACAAUCUCGUGUCUCACUUGAAACGAUUUUACAGUUGAAGCAAAAAUUAAUUGAAGCGAAAGGGAAUUUGAUCCGUACAGUUACUGCCAGAAACAGUAAAUCAGAGUUAAUGGACGCACUUGUUAAAACGCUUGCUGCCAAAAAAGAUCUUCUCAAUUCGAUAAGACCCGCUGGUUCAGUGAACUUUGACAAUAACAAAGAAUCAGCUUCUUCUAGUAUUGAUCUUGGAUUAGAUACUAUUUUGAACAGCAAUUAUAAUAAAAAAGGUCCAAUUUUGGCUGAUCUUGAGUCCAUUUUAGAUUCGAAAAAAAAAUUGAUUCAAGCAAAGGGGAAUUUGAUUGAAACUGCUGUGACUGGCGGAAAUCAAUCGGAAUUGGGCAACGCAUUUUUGGAAACACUAGAAGCGAAGAAAGAUCUAGUUGAUUCAGUGAUAUCCCCGCCAAGCAAGACCAUUAAUAACGAAAAAGAUCCCAUUUCUGAUGCAAUAGAUCUUGAACCGGAUAGUUUUUUGAACGGAGACGAUCAGACAGCUGCUCCAAUUGUAAUUAAACUCCGACCCUCAUGUCAGUCAAAUUUAGACUCUAAGCGAAAAAGAAUCAAAGUAAAAAAGAAUUCGAGUUGUAAGAGUGCGUGUGAAAAUUGUACAACGGAAUUAUCUGAGGCAGUUACGAAAACAUUCGAUGCUAAGAAGGAACUGCUUGACACGAUGAGAUCUACUGGAACGUGUCGUGCUACUAAAAAAUCUUCCAACUCAGUCCGAGAGUCCGCAAUGGAUAGUUCCUCAAAAAAAAGUUUUAAAAAUGAGGGCCACAUUGUAUGCACAAGUUGUCAAAAAAAUAAAGCAUCACGACAAUCGGUAUCGAAUUCUAAGCGAAAAAUGAUUCAAGCGAAGAAGGAUUUGAUUCCGACAACUGUUACCGGUGGUUCUGAAGCAGAAUUGAGUGAAGCGUUAAAGAAAACGGUUGAUGCUAAAAAAGAACUACUGGAUUCGGUCACAACAGCUAAAGUCGAGACAACUAAUAAUGCGAGGGACUCUUGUCACGCAGAUUCCCUACAAUCGCUAAUAAAUUUGAAGAGAAAAUUGAUUCAGACGAAGAAAGGUUUGCUUGACGCAGUCACAACAGGAGGCAAUGCAGCCAACGUCAAUAACGUACUUAUUAAGGCACUCAAUGACAAAAAAGACCUAAUUGAUUCGAUAAUAUCACAAAACGAUCAGAUACAGGGCGAUUUAGUAUCGGGUUUGACACUUCAGAGUGCAGUUGACCCCUCAUCAACUUUAGAGGACCCUAAUUCAUCUGAGAAACUGGAUAGCCAAACGGAAGUUACUGGUGAAAUAACGACAAUACAAGAUGAGACCAGCUCUGUUCAAUCGACUUCAACUGAACCAAGCAACAUUGUUGUUGAAGAAGAAAUCGGAAUAUCGAGUUCUUCGAAUAACAUUAAUUGUGGUAACGAUAUCUCGCCGAGUGUGAACGAGAAAAUUCAAACUGAUGACAAGACCUCGAACGACUUACAAGGGAGUCUGACAAUAAGAUACAGCGGAAAUGACUCUUCGACAAGCUCGGGAAGCUGUGAGCUGUCUGGGGAGUUAGAUGAUGAAUUGGAAAUCAUCGGUGGAACGACGAAAAUUCAAAAUGAAGAAAGGUCUGCUGGUUCUAGCAGCAUUGUUGUUGAGGGAGAAAUCGGAAUAUCAACUUCUUCGAAUGCCGUCAAUCAAGGAAACGGCAUCUCUCUAAGUGUGAACAAGAGUAUUCAAACAGACGGUCAGACCUCGAGCGACUUACAAGGGAGUCUGACAAUAAGAUACAGCGAAAAUGACUCUUCGACAAGCUCAGGAAGCUGUGAGCUGUCUGGGGAGCUAGACGAUGGAUUGGAAAUCACCGGUGGAUCAACGAAAAUUCAAAAUCAAGGAAAUUCUCUUCAGUCGACUGUAGCCAGUAGUAUCGCUGUGUCGAGUUCUUCGAGUUCCGUUAAAAGUUCCAGUCAGAUAUCGUUGAGUGUGAACAAAAAAAUUGAGACUAACGCGCAAAUUUCCAGCAAUCUGGAGACAAAUUCGGCAACAAAAGAAAGUGGAAGAAAUAGCAAACCGGUGAACGUGGUUUUUCAAGAAAGUCUGGAAGAUGCAAAUUCUGCAAGUGAAAGCUCCAGCGAAGAGAUCAUUGAUCCCACAAACGCAGAAAUUGCGAGCACCAGUGAACUUUCAGCAUCUUUAAACACUGAAAAUCAUUCAACAACCGACACAGCUACAAGCAAUUCCAGAAGCGGAACGUCAGUUGAAUUGGAAAGCUCGUUGAAAGCCAAACCGGGAGAUGGCUUGCAAUUAAUUGAUUCAGAAUGCGCGUUGGGACAGUGUGGCGUAAGCGGAAAAUUGCACGUCAAUUUGAACGCUGAGAGUGCAAUAAACGUCCAAAGUGAGAGCCUCCCAGCGGUGUGUCUUGCAGAGCCCACACUCUCACUGAAUCUCCAAGAUGAGGAUCAAAUUUCACAGAACACCGAAAUUGAACUGCAAGGAGAGGCGGACCAACAGGAAUUGAUCCAAGAAGGAAACAACGAAGAUGCCGACGAAGACCCUGAACCAAUGCCAGAAACUAACGAAGAGCUGCUCACUAGUGACAACGAUAAUCAACCGAACAUUGACCGAACAUAUUACGGAGAGAAUACGCAAUACUCCACAGGUGGUGGCAUUUUUUCCAACGCUCAUCACCGUCUCAUAAACUUGGACGUGAACUGCACUGGAAAAACUGCAUUCAUGAACCCCGAGUGUCAGCAGCUGAACGCGAACCUGGGACAUCCACGAGAUUCAAAGAUGUCAAUCACCCUCCGCACCGUCAAAACGUACUUGAGCCACGGACAAGAGCUUGCGCAAGAAAUGCAGAAUCGUGCUAAGUGGCUCUGCGACAAAGGUUUCAUCCCUAAACUUCAUACACCAGCGAUGCUUCACCUCAUCAACAGCUUGGCAACUGAAAAUACGGUGGAAAUCAGUCAGAAGUCAGAGUUCUCCUUGUUUGGUACAAAACUUCUACAGCGCAGACUAUCCUCAGAUUUCGAUGUGACGCCAAACACUUUUCUGGAAUUCCUCCAGCACCAUGCGUUCCGCGUAAUUGGAACUGGGCUUUGCUACAUUCGUCCAAAACGCUGCCCAGGUAACCAGAUGUACAGAACUUUCGACGGCUCCUGCAACAACCAGGAACACCCCACUUGGGGGCAGGCUAAUACAGCAUUCGCCAGGGUUCUUCCGCCCCGCUAUUCUGACGGAGUUCAUGAACUGCCGAAAAGUGUCACUGGAGCAGAUUUGCCAAAUCCACGCCUGCUGAGUGUUCAGUGCUUUUCGCGAAACGGCGUGAGCGAUCGAAGACUGACUUUAGUCGUUGCUCAGUGGGGUCAACUACUCGCACAUGACACGGCUAUGCAGACGACUGACCAAACCGCCAAGGCCGGGAUACAGUGUUGCGCUGAUGGUAAGCAGCUUCCAAAAAGUCUGCAGCAUCACUCUUGUCUCCCGAUAGAAAUACCGAAGAAUGAUGAAUUUUAUUCACGAUUUGGAAGUGAGUGCAUGGAGUUCGUGAGGUCGAUGACAGUCUCGAGGGAGGAUUGCAGUCUGGGACCAGCCGAGCAAAUCAACACCGUGUCCAGCUAUCUCGACGCUUCGCAGCUCUACGGAUCGGACAAGGAAACUGCCGAUCGGCUCAGAGCCUUCGAAGGAGGUAGAAUGAAGGUGUCCCUCAGGCGUGGUCGGGAACUUCCACCCGUAAUGACCAACCGCUCACGCUAUUGCGAUGUAAUGAGUCCAUCGGAGGUCUGUUACCAAGCAGGAGAUGUCCGGGUGAAUCAAGUCCCUCAUCUGACUGUGCUACAAAUAUGUCUUCUGAGGGAGCACAACAGAAUAGCGGACGAGUUGCAGCGCCUGAAUCCGCACUGGGAAGAUGAACGCGUGUUUCAGGAGACCCGAAAAAUCGUGAUUGCUGAGUAUCAGCACAUCACUUACAACGAGUGGCUACCAGUUGUAAUCGGAAAGAAGUAUUGCCAGAGAUAUGGACUGACGCCACGAAAUCAAGGCGGGAUGUCGCGGGCUUAUGAUCCACGUGUCAGAGCGACAACGAUUAACGGCUUCACCACAGCGGCUUAUCGCUCAUUCCACUCGAUGCUGGACGGACAAAUCCAUCUCUGUCCGGCGAGCAGGGAGAUAUCGCACACUCUUCGCCUGAGCAAUCAUUACUUCCGUCCUCAGGUCAUAGAGCGAAAUAACAAUCUGGAUGAUCUGAUUAGAGGAAUGGUUACUCAGCCAAUGCAGAAAUCCGACAGCAAUUUUGACCCUGAGAUUACCGAAUAUUUAUUCCGGUCAAGGAGCGAAUUUGGCCUGGAUUUGAAAUCGCUCGAUAUCCAGCGGGGAAGAGACCAUGGCAUUCCGGGUUACAAUCGUUAUCGUGAAAUAUGCGGACUGACGUAUGCGACUGACUUCGACGACCUUCGUCGGGAAAUUCCACUUGAAAACAUCAAUAAGCUGAAAAAAGUCUACGCUCACGUAGACGAUAUCGAUUUGAUAGUCGGUGCAGUGAUGGAGAGAAAACCUCCUGGCAGCAUUCUUGGUCCUAUCGUGAGAUGCCUCCUUGGCGAGCAAUUCUACAGGAGCAGAAUCGGCGACAGAUAUUUUUAUGACAACGCCGAUCAGCCGCAUUCCUUUACUUCAGAGCAAUUCGAGGAAAUCAAGAAGGCCUCCCUUGCCAGACUUUUGUGUGACACAGGGGAUAAUAUCGAAGAAAUUCAACCAGAACCUUUCAAAUUAAUUUCGUGCAACAAUCCUCUCACAUCCUGCUCUGCUCUGCCACAACUUGAUCUUUCUCCGUGGCAAGAGACAGAAUGCAGUUAGAGAAGAUAUUCCGUCAUCCACUCGACCCUUUCGAUUGUGGCAAUAUGUAAACGUAAAAAUAUGUAUCAAAUCAUAAUAUAUUAUAUACAUUCAUACAUACGAAUAUCGCACAUUUUUAUUUAUUUGUAGACAAAUUAGAUAUUACGUGAUUUAGUAGACUUAUAAUAUAUCAUAUUUUUAUAAUGACCCGCGACUUUGUUUCAUGAUUAUUAUAAAUGUAGUAAACCCCCUAUAAUUUCGUAGAAGCGCAAGGUUUUCGUAAAAAAAAUAGUACCCAUAUUCAUUAUCGACAUGUGAAUUUUUGCACACCAGAACUCUAGAGAUUAUGCUUUUUUUUUUGCGUUUCUCAUAACACGGAUUGUGCGGGACGAUUAAUUUCGGCAUAAGUUAAUGACGAAAAGAAUCGUUUCAACCUUCAACAGAUACAUUUUAACGUCGGGAUCAAUGGUGUGCAUACCAAUGGCUCAAUUUUCUAUUUAAUUUUUCAGUAAUAAUAUAAAGCACAGCGGUCAGACAGUCUUAUGAACCGCGCAUUACCGCAGCCUCGUUCUACAUACGUAUACCUUCGUUAUGUAGUUUUAA
Molecule: messenger RNA, 7651 nt
Organism: Diprion similis
Lineage: Eukaryota; Metazoa; Arthropoda; Insecta; Hymenoptera; Diprionidae
Exons: 14
Coding region: 68-7069 (2333 amino acids)
Biological process (GO): response to oxidative stress
Molecular function (GO): peroxidase activity; heme binding
Source: RefSeq, a predicted model, not a curated record